This is a messenger RNA of Paramuricea clavata, 8325 nucleotides long. NCBI's taxonomy places the organism in Eukaryota, Metazoa, Cnidaria, Anthozoa, Malacalcyonacea, Plexauridae. The record is from the annotation of a GenBank genome assembly.
CCUCCGAUUGGCAACCCUGGCACGUUUGAAGAAUUGCAUAAGAAAUGUAAAGGUGAGGCUAAUAUAUAUUUUACUCUUGACACAUACAGUAAAGCUUUCAGUUGAAAAUCAUACUUGUAUGAAGUAUUAAAGGUCUCGCAGAUGUAUUAUUAUUAAAAUGUACAACAUGAAUGUACAUCUUUGUACCAUUUAUAAUAUUAAAGUGUCACCGGCCUCUUUAAAUAUUAAAGUUUCUAUCUAUCUAUUUCUAUAUGAUAUAUUCAUUUAUAAUAUAGCAUUUGUAAAUUCUGAACACUGAUUGGCUAAGAGCCGUGUUGAUAUAACUCAAUGUCAACAUGGGAAAUUUUCCGCCGCUUGUAAACACCGAAUUUUUUCUUAUCCUUCAGGCUUUCUACAUUGCUAUAUUAUAAAAAAAAUAUAAAACAUUUUUUCCGUAUUGAUAUAUAGUUAUAUCAACACUCAUGGAAGUUGGGAAAACUCGAAAUUGUAUGAAAACACUCCGCCCUUCAGGCGUCGUGUUUCCAUACAAUUUCUCGUUUUCCCAAUUUCCACUCAUGUUGAUAUAACUGUAUAUCAACACGGAAAAUGUUUUAUAUUUGUUAAAUUUACAUUGAAAAAUGAAAAUUGUAUAUUUAUGCUUCAGCAUAAAAAUUACUCUGCAAGCAGAGCCUAAUUUGUGAUUUCCCCAAAGAAAAACAGGGCCACAGAAUAGAGACAUACAGAAAGUCAACUCGUACGAAAAAGCGUAUGCCGCUGCCACGCUAUAAUUCACAAUAAUUUGUCGUCAAAUUGCUAUUGCCAUGGUCCAAGCCAGUAUGGUUAUGAGAGCCAUUCACGCACUGAAUGUGAGAAUGUCCACCAUUUUGAGUAUUCUCAGGGGGUGAAUACCUCACAUAAGUGCACUGGCUAGGACCAUGGCAACAGCAUUGCAAGGGUAUGGCAAAAUCAUAGCCAAAACCAAGAAGUCGGACUUCUGUAUGUCUCUAUACUGUGAGAGGGCUCUGCCGUAGUUGCACGAUCGAUUUCUGUUGAGCACACACUUUGUCCAAUCUAUCAAAACAUGCCAAAAUAGAACCAUUUGUAUUUUUAGAGAUGCAUAUUACAGUAAUCGCAUGCUGUUAUAGCUACGUGCUGGGCUUGUGCUCUGGACGUGAUGUAAAAUUACAAAAAUAACAACACAAAAUCAUUUCCAAAUCUAUUAAAUAAAUAGAUAAUUACCAGCCUGCAAUCGAUGCAUGUUCUGUCACUGAUCUGUGGUGUACUGUUAAAUCCCCCACAGGAUGCAUUUCAUGUAUACUCUGUACACCAGAGAUACACCAACAUUUGAUAGACAAUCCUGUGUGCUUUAAAGACUGAAAAGUAAUCUCACACAAAUGUACCAAGACUUUGAGUAAUCUCACGCCAAUAUGCCAACCAAUUUUGUAACUUCACACUGGCGAUCUCCGGCUUGGAAUGCACCUUUGAAUCCGCCAGCAUAUAUUAUAGACAACGAACAAUCUGGCAUAAGUGUUGGUUGGUGGAUGGCUCUGUAGAAAAAUUCAAUAAAUUGAUUAUUUAUUAAUAUACUGAAUUGAUUAUUGUAAGAAUAUGGUGAAUUGUUACUCCAGAUAAGCCACAAAUACUUGAAAUAUUUCAGUUUUUUUAACUUUUGGAUCUGCUGGCUGCUUUUCGUUUUCUGCCAAACUGCAACAGAUACGUGGCUGAUUCCAUUUUUUACUGUCUGGAAAUAAUGCAUUAUUCAUGAUUUAUCACCUCUGAUGGAGGAACCUGCUUUAGAAAAUGGCAAACUUGCCACCCACCACAUUAUCUUGUGGCAUACUGCAUGUUGCCUUAUGUGUAGGAAAAGUCUAUAGUCAAUUUCUUUAGUGGAAGAAAGGCUGCCUUUUCAUAAAUUUUACAUGUUUUCAAAGUUUUGAAGUUCUGAGACCCAUUUGUUCCACCUGAAAAUCAAGUCACCUGUGAGGAUAUCAUCCCAACCGAUCCCCGUUAUCCAGAUAUCCUGCAUCAAAACUUUCAUAUCCGUAUCGGGUAGUUGAACACAAAAGGUAAAGACACCAUUUGUUGCCUCCCACAAUAUGCCAAGAGUCUUGAUCUUGGCAAAAUCAUCAGACCUGCUUUAUGGAUUUCAAGGCUAUUAAUUUAGUUGAUCUUCUACAGGAAUAUUGUCCACGGCUGCUGGAUCAUUGGAUGACCAUUUCCUCCGCUUGAAAUUGCACAUAGCAAGCAACUCUGACAGCUCAUGUCGUAGUUGUAUAGCCUCGUCUACCGUCCCAAAUAAAUCUAACACAUCGUCCACAUAAAUAGAAUUGUCAACAGUUUCUGCAGCAUGAGGGUAAUCUGUAGCGUAAACUUUCGCGUUGGUGUGCACCAACGUGUUGUGCACAGAAUGGGGAAGCCCUACCAAACAGGAAUUGUUUCAACUCGCAGUGAUCUGGAUCUUUUCUGGAAUCAAAGUCGCGCCAGAGAAACCUGUGGUAACGUCGAUCUUCCUCAAUUAGACCAACUUGUAUAGAAACAUCUCCGAGAUGUCUCUAGAUAGGGCUAUAGGGGCUCGUCGAAAGCGUGUCAAUACAUCAGUUUGAAGUUUCGGACCAGGUCGUCGCACAGCAUCGUUGAGACUUUUUCGGUUUUUCCGUUGUCUUUGGCAGUGGCAUCAAACAAUGAAGACCAUACGUUUGUUCGAUCCUGUUUUAUUACCAGGAAAUGAGGGAGAAACCACUGUUCAGGCUCAUUGCUCUUGAGCACUUUUGUAACACAGCCUUUUUCGUUAGUCCUUGAUUAUCUAGUCAUAGGUAUUUGCUACUUUGUGACCUCUCCGUACUAGAGAUCUUUCUUGGGUCUUCAGUUUGUUCAAAGCCAUUUCGUAGUUGUUGAUUAGGUGCGGUUCGCCUCUUUACCAUGGAAUGCCAAUCUCGUGUUGACCGUUUUUUAAAUGUAAGGUUUCCGUUACUUGGGCUACUGCUGCCUCCUCGUCUGGCGUUAAAUCUCUAGUCUUUCUGUUUCAUCUCGAAUACCAAUGGCCUCUAGCUUCCAAAACUGUCGUGCAAUAUCAUCAGAACCUUGCUCUUCGAUCUGAUUAGUGCGGUAGGUGCGUGUGAAAUAGGAUGUAGAUGAUCGUCAAAAGUUUGAAAAUAAUGUGAAAUUUCCAUUAAAAACCCGGAGUUUGCGCAGCACUAAUUUAAUGUCUCAUUAUGCGGUUGCUGGCCAUCUUCAGGGAUGUAUCGACAAUGUUCAUCACUUUUGCACCCAUUAAGACCUCACCGUCUCACAUUAGGGCAAUCUCUUUUGCGGUGAUCAGCUGCUAGGCAUCUAAAGCAGCGUUUACUAUUGCUGAUUAGUUCCUUUCUUCAGGAUACUGGUAAGGCCUUGAAUGCACCACACGCCCAUGGUGGAUGAUUUUGUCUGUCAUUGCCUCUGAGGGCUUUCUUUUCUUCUGGCUUGUUUCCGAGGUCACCUGUCUCUUCUUGGACUUCUUCCAUAAUUUGAACUUGAAGCUCGACCCAUUUAACUAGGGUUUCAAAGUUAUCCUCAUGGGAAUGUUCAAUAAGCCAGUAUUUGUAUGCUUGAACAUCUCGUUGUGAUAACUUCUCUUUCGCGGUGAGAUUCAAAUUUUGCCCGGUCAGUUCUUUACCCCCUUUCUUGCAAUGCAAUCAUGACACGUUCCAAAAUGACCAGAAAGUAUUUCAUGUCUUCAAGGUUCCGUGACUUAAUCUUUGGCAUAUCACGCAGGGCUGUUUUCCAGUUUGGACUUUUCUCUCUCAUAUGGGUUCAGUGAGUAGCCAAGGUAUUUGACCAUUAUUAGUACCUUCCCAGAUAAACUACUUUGGAGGCGUAACAUCUUUUCGCUAGCCGAAAUCUCUGCUUCAUCGAUGAUGGACAUGAAAGCUGCUUUCCAUGACUCAUAGUCUGCUUUAUUUUCGCCUGAAAAGUUUGGUAAAUCCACACCUUUCAAUUUAAUUGUUCCAUUUACAAGGCUUUAUCCAAGCACUUUUGCUGACCCUCGCCCCCGUUUUAGAAAAGAAGAUUCAGUUUUUGUGAUGCACGAAUGUAGCCCUGGGGGUCUAGGGGCAAAGUCCCUGAAAGUUUUUUCUAUUUCUGCAUCUUAGACUAUGUUGCCGUCACGUUGCUUAAAUGUAACCGCGUAAUGUAAACUUUGCGCAAUACCAAAGAGGCCAUGCAUAUAUUCGAGCAUAUUUUUUCUGCGGCUUUUUCAUACUUCCACCUCAAGGUUGUGUAAAUUUUAGAUUUUAGUUCGAAAAAUUUACUUUCUAUUUGUAGUAUUUGUUAUUAUUCAAUCAUCCCAUUUUAUUUUGUGCUGAUUUGACCGAAAUAUUUCAUAUGAGAAAUCCAAACAUGCACGCCAUGCAUCUAAGCAUGGUGGGCACAAGUCACAAAUUUAAAUAUACGAUAGAGGUAGCUUUUAUAACAUAAACAUGUCGUUUUAUUUUGAAAAAAAACCCAGCUCAAAUAACCCUGUUUCUCGGAAUUCCAAAAACUACUAAAGCGUGUGAAAAUUAUUUUUUUGUUGUUUUUUUUCUUUUCGUUGGGGAAAAGAUUCAGUUUAAAAACUCAAUCCAAGAUUGAGUUUUGACCUCUGUUUACCGGAAGUCAGUUGCUGCUUGGAUAAAGCCCUGAUUUAUUGGAGUCGUUUCUCUUACUGGGCUGGAGUUGUAUGGAUCAAUCGGUUGAUGAAUAGGUAACCAUGAUGCUGGAGGUGGAGGCAAGUUGCUGUUUUCAAAAGUGUUCCCUAAACCAGCUUGGUCGGAAUUCAAGUCAUGGUCUGCGGUCGCUGCUUUGGCUUGUUUCAAUUCAGUUAUCUUCGUAGGCAGGAUGAUUGAAUGUAGCUUGUACAUUAACCUAGUCUUUCAAAACAACUUAUUGCCAUUUUUUGUCCGGACGAAAUAUCUCUGACCAAUUUAGAAACUUGUCGGAAAAACUAUAAUUUUUGGUCACAAAAUAUCUGAUGUCCGAGCGUUAUUUCAAGCUUUACUAACUAAUAAAUUAUUCUCAUUUUAAUUUGUAGAUGUUUUCCCACAGUGCUUUGAAGGUGCCAAAGUGCUUUUGAAUAAAGGCAUUAGUAGUCAUUUUCAAGUUAGCCACAGUUUAGCUUUAAGUUCAUUGGCAGCAGGAGCAUACCAUUUUGGAGCUACAUAUGUUGGAGACAAACAGACUGGACCACAUGAAGUACGUGCCAUUGUUUUAUUUCAUUCUAUUUCACAGCCAACAGGGCCGGUUGUUCAAAUGUCGGUUAAAGACGCUAACCCUGGGUUAAAAUUUAACCCGCUGUUUUGGUUGUGUAUCUCUGCAUGUCCCUUUAUUUUACAACUUUAGAAAAUAAAGCUUCAAUGAUCCACACACGUUUUUGGGACAAAUUCUAUUUUCAUGUUGUUAAACAAGCGACUGGGAAGUUUGAUUUGAAAUUUUUCGUUAACCCUGGAUUAAGCUAACUGACUUUCGAACAACUGGCCCCAGCAGUGUAAAAUGACACCAUCAUAUUCAGGUUGGCAAAUGAAAUAACGUUGAAAAAUUGACCGGAAAAAUGUCCGAGCAAAAUGAAAUUUGAGUAAAAUUGCUUUAACGUUCAAUGGACCUAUUCCCUAAUGAACAAAAUUUUGAUCUAGACAAGUCUAGACAAACAUUUCAUCACAGCUUGAAAGAGCAUCACAAAAUUUGUAAUAUUCCGAAGUUUCGUGGCGAAAUGUUGUGAAAUGUGGAUAAAUUAAUAUAGCCCUGCGAAGUUUGCCGUUUUUCAGUCAUUUUGUAUUACGCAUUGGAAAUUGAUACAGCUUUCUGAAAAAAGGUAUCAAUUUCCCGUGCGUAAUACAAAGUGACUGAAAAACGGCAAACUUCGCAGGGCUAUAUUAUCCGCAUUACUAAUUUUGUGAAGCUCUUUCAAGCUGUGAUGACAUUUUUGUCUAGACUUGUCUAGAUCAAAAUUUUGUUCAUUAGGGAAUAGGUCCAUUGACAAUUGCGUAUUCUUCGCAGGAUGAUCAGGCACAGCCUACGAUUAACUCUUUUCUUUUAAUCGAAGGACACUGAUUCUUAUUUUUUGGGUGGACAAAAUGGGAUAGUCUAAAUGGCGCGGGUCGCGAGUCAAUAGAUUAUUUGAAUAAUAUUUGUUUGAAUAAUUGUAAUUUGGUCAGGAAGUUUCCGAUGUCUGAUAAUUAUUUCAGGCUUUAAAUCAGUUGCUAAUUGGUUCGCAGCAUUAAAUUUAUAUUAAUUUUGGAGGUCAUGUAAUAUAGAACAAAUAGCAGGGUCCCCACGGUCCUUGAAAAUCCUGGAAAGUCCUUGAAUUUGUUUUAAAAAAAUCCAGGCCUGGAAAGUCCUUGGAAACUGAUAAGGUCCUUGAAAGUCCUGGAAUUUUUUUUUCAGUAGGCUGGAAAUAAUUGAAGAAUUAUUACCAACCCAAGGAUUAUUGCCCAAAUGUUUAUUUUCUCCAAUUUCAAUUAAAAUUAUGUAUAACAAUUGUCCAAAAGUUGUUUCGAUGUCAUUUUUUUUCUAAUUGCAUUCCUCUCCUUAAGUUUAAGGAUAAAAGUUAGAUGAUUUUCAAAGAUUUUUCCAGUCGCCAGGUCCUUGAAUAUACUGAAAAAGGUCCUUGAAAGUCCUGGAAAAGUCCUUGAAUUUCAUCUUGUUCACUAAAAGGUGGGGACCCUAAAAUAGUAUUAAGCAUAUUUAUCAGCAUAUUUACCUUAUCAGCAUAUUUAUCUUGCGCAUUUUCAAUAGUCAUUUCCUGUUAUGGUUGGGGAUAUUGACCUAAAGGGGAACUUGAAUGCACAAAUCAUCCACCAAUUCACUAAUGCUAUCCGAGGAAAAUUCAUUCUUCAGGUAAGAUGCAUUCACUUAUUUAUCAUUGUCUGACAUAGAAGUUUACUAAUUUAAGAUGCCCAUUUCUGUACAUACGCUUAAAGUGCACUGAACCACUUUUAACCUUAGUAAUACUCUUAGUUGUGUCCAUUCCAAUGAGCGUAGCAAGACACAACAGCUAGCUCAUCAGGGCCUAGUAUACACCCUUUUCGAAAGUAGGUCAACUUGGCUAUAUACAGAGCCUCGUGUUCGUAAUUGAGAUGUUAGGCUUUGAACAACUAACGUCACAUACACGAAAACGAGGCUCUAUAGCCAAAAUGGCGUACUUUCUGCAUGGAAGGGUUUAUUGUGUGUAAGCGCUGUCCUGGGCGUAAACCCAUAACACAACAAUACAAAAUGCCUGAUAACUUGGCAAUUAGAUGAGCUGUGAAGAAACUGUUAAGACCAUACACCCUUUUCAUAAAUGGCUGCCGAUUACAAAUUCUUUUAUGUGCAUUCUCGUAUAUGCAUCUUAAUAAGAAUUUUUCAAUAGUGCACGCUUUGGAGACUGUGUAUAUGGCUCUUGAGGAAAUUUAGAAGUCUUAGAAGCGCUCAUUUGCUUGAUCUCGGAACGGCUAUAUCAGCAUUAUUAUGAACGUUUUUAUAUUGAAUAGUUUGAGUGAUCAUUUUAGACUCAAAAGAAGUUCUGGGCCAUGCAACAGUUCGAUGCGGAAUAUCGUGGAGGAGAUUUUACUGCCAGCAUAACUUGUGUUAAUCCUGAUCUUUUCAAAUCGUCCGGAAUCAUUGUCGCACAUUACCUGCAAAGUUUUCUGACUCCAGGUCUAUCAUUGGGAGGUGAAUUCUUAUACCACAGCGCUGCUGGUCAAGAAGCCGCAGUCGUCUCGUUGGCUGGACAAUAUAAGACAGAUAAUUGGACGGCAUGUGCCACAGUUGGUCAAGCGGGAUGGCAUGCGAGCUACCAUCAUAAAGGAAAUGAGAAUGUCGAUGUGGGAGUUCAGUACGAAUACAACACACAACAGCAACAAAGUUCUGUUAGUCUAGGAUAUCAGUUCAACGUCCCUAAAGCCAACUUAGUUUUUCGUGGUAUGAUGGACACUAAUUGGGUGGUCGGGGCAGUUCUUGAGAAACGCUUUCAUCCGCUUCCCUUUACCUUCUCCUUGGCGGGAACAAUUAAUCACACAAAAGGGGAAUCACAGUUUGGGUUCGGCUUGACAGUUGGAUAGACUUCUAUAUAGAUAGGGUAUGCUUGCUCAAGCAAUGCUUCAGCAGUACUGGGCAAACCAGUAUACUUCUUAGCAAACGUUUUGAAGUAUCGUGUUGCCUAUAUAGGAUCAAAGGAGAUUGACAUGCGCGCCUGGAAGUGUAAACUUUAAUAUGACAUGAAAAGGUGAAAUAAAAUUAGACCUAUUUUAUAUUAAGUAACCGAUUUCUUCCAUCAUGCAUGCGUAUUAAAAUUAUCUUCACCUGUUAAUAUUAUCGGUCGUGUCUACAAUUUGUUUUAGCGAGGUCUCAUUCGCCGUC